Aspergillus pseudoviridinutans is the source of this 4551-nucleotide messenger RNA. RefSeq lists its product as uncharacterized. Gene Ontology annotation, molecular function: catalytic activity; protein binding. The transcript has 2 exons. The coding region runs from base 1 to 4551 and encodes 1516 amino acids. Gene Ontology annotation, biological process: nucleoside metabolic process. The record is from RefSeq and is a predicted model, not a curated record. Lineage: Eukaryota; Fungi; Ascomycota; Eurotiomycetes; Eurotiales; Aspergillaceae.
AUGAGCUUCAGACACGACGACUACACCGUAGCAUGGAUCUGCGCCUUGCCGUUGGAGAUGGCAGCGGCAAAGGCCAUGCUGAAUAAGGUCCAUUCUCCACUGCCCCAGCCAAAAACCGACCAUAAUGCCUAUACACUUGGGAAUGUUGCCGGUCACAACGUGGUGGUGGCCUGUCUCCCGUCAGGUGUCUACGGAACCACCUCUGCUGCAACCGUGCUUGCCCACAUGUUGUCAACAUUUCCGACUCUUCGAUUUGCGCUAAUGGUGGGCAUUGGUGGUGGUGUGCCCAGUAAGAAGGCAGAUAUUCGCCUUGGUGAUGUGGUGGUUAGCAUGCCGACUGCUGCCUCUGGGGGCGUGAUCCAAUAUGACUAUGGGAAGACACUUCGUCAUGGACAUUUACAGCUCACUGGAUCGCUUAACAAGCCCCCGCAAUACCUGCUCACCGCAGUAUCUCAAAUACGCAGUGAGUACAUGGUCAGUGACUCUCACUUCAAGAAAGGUAUAUCAGAGAUGCUUCAGAAGCAACAAAUUUCACGGCCAGACCAAGACUGGCUGUUCAACCCGGAUUAUCACCACGAGAGCAAGUUUACCAACUGUUCAGAAUGUGAUCAGUCUCAGCUAGUGAUUCGUCCAACACGAAAGACUAACGAGCCGGUCAUUCACUAUGGGCUGAUUGCUUCUGGGAAUCAAGUCAUGAAGGAUGCUAAGACACGAGAUUCUAUGGCCGAAGAAUUAGAUAUCCUCUGCUUUGAAAUGGAGGCAGCUGGGUUAAUGGAUCAGUUGCCAUGCCUCGUUAUUCGAGGUAUCUGCGAUUAUUGCGACUCCCAUAAAAACAAGGAAUGGCAAGAGUAUUCUGCUCUUACCGCUGCUGCAUACACUGCUGCACUACUGGCUGUUGUUCCUAGUACCAAGAUUAACGCUCAACCAGACCAAAAAACUGAGUUUACUGCCGAAGAGAAAGCAUGUUUGCGCGAUCUGUUCAUUACAGACCCGACAGAUGACAGAAAAGCACUCGAACGGAGGAAGGGACAUCGUGCCCCUGGUACAUGCAGGUGGAUAUUGGGAACUGACGAACUUAAGAACUGGCUCCAGAUUGGUGAAAACGGUGCUCAGAAAGAGUCAAAUAUAUUUUGGCUAUACGGAAACCCCGGAACUGGAAAGUCAACCAUGGCCAUCACAUUAACGGAAGAACUUCCAAACCAAGCUGAAUUCCUUAGUGGGAAAAAGAGGCUUGCCUACUUUUUCUGCGAUUCCGGCUCUGAGCACCAGCGGACUGCAACCUCUAUCCUACGGGGGCUUCUUUAUCAAUUAAUCACGCAGCAUAAAUCUCUGAUGAAGUACUUGCUUCCGAAAUAUACGGAGCAGAAAGCAAAAUUAUUUACUUCGUUUGAUGCAUUAUGGUCGGUUUUGAUGGACAUGGGCCAAGAUCCCUCUAUUUCUGGAACCUACUGUAUCAUCGAUGCUCUAGACGAAUGCGAACCAGACGACCAAUGGAUAAUCCUACACGAAAUUGACCGAACCUUUAGCAAUUCAAAACCACAACAUUCCUCGUCAAAUGCCAUGCAUUUCCUGAUUACCAGUCGGCCGUAUCCUGAGAUUCGUCGGUAUCUAUCGUCUUUUUCUCACAGGGAUUUGUCUGCUUACCCUGCAGUCACAACCGACUUGAAAACAAUGAUUCAGGAGAGGGUUGACCGGUUAAGCAGACAAAACAACUACCCGAGGUCAGUGAUGACAGAAAUAUCACAGAUCCUGGAACAGAGGGCAGAAGGGACUUUCUUGUGGGUCGGCAUUGCUUGUGAUGAAUUAGAACGAGUCCAGGCAAGAAAGGCAGUAAAGACGCUACAACACUUACCACAGGGAUUAUAUUCUCUGUAUCAGAAGCUAUUCGAUACAGCUAUUACACAGUGCGAUGAAGAUGACAAACCAGUUAUCUUGAAACUUGUGCGCUUUGUUGCGAUUGCACGACGUCCAUUCACAAUACCAGAAUUAUCCGAAGCCUGCGAGCUAUAUCCUGAUGAUGACAAGGCUAGCCGCUUUCUAUUUACCAGAGAGUUGAUCGAUUCGUGUGGUUUCAUAAUUAUUGCUGAGGAUCGGAGGGUAAGACUGCUUCAUGGAUCGGUCAGGGACUUCCUGGUGAAGGAUGCAGCACACGUGGACGAACUAAAAUCCCAUGCCGCACUGGCGGAGCGGUGUAUUGCAUCUAUCAUAAGACACUACCGAUCACAGGCGAAUGGGAAGAGUAUACUGCCGAAAACCAUCUUUCUGAACUAUUCAGUGUCAUUUUGGCCGAUACAUGCGGGACUUGCCAAGGGUGAGUUUAUGUUGCAAGCUGAACAGGCAGCAUUCUUCCAGCUUGGGUCAAAAGUUUGGACAAAGUGGUUGGACCAUUAUAACUCACUCUCCCGGAAAUGGCCAUUAGACGCUGGGUUCUCUAUUUUCCAUGCGGCGGCAAGAUGGGGGAUCGAUCGUCUGAUUUCAUGGGGAUGUCAUGAUUUCAAGGACGGAGUUUUGAUCGAUUGUGAUUUCAGGACAAUGAAUGGUGUGACACCAUUGGAGGAAGGCGCACGACAUGGGAGGCUUUCCACCGUGGGUACACUACUAAGGCAUAUGUCAGAGAAAGAGAUAAUACACCAGAGGGUGGUUGAAGCUGCAGCACGCAAUAGCGAGAAUGGAAGGGAUAUCAUGAGACUGCUGCUUGAGAAACGCAGAGAUCAGAUUCAGAUCACAGCAGAUGUGGUCAGGGCUGCAGCAGGAAAUUGGAGCUGUGGAAAAGACGUUAUGGCACUUCUCCUUGAUCAACAACGAAACCAGGUGCACCUCACUAAGGAGGUGGUAGCCACAAUCAUUGAGAGGUUUGAUAAAUCAGUGGUUGCGCUCCUAAUUGAUCGACACGCAGAUCAUAUCCAGAUCACAGAGGACAUAGUCAGGGCUGCAGCAGAAAACCGGAGCAGUGGAAAAGACAUCAUGGCACUCUUCCUUGACCAACAAGGAGACCAGAUCCGGAUCACUGAAAAUGCAUUAUCCACUAUGGUCAGGAUGUUCGACGAAACCAUGAUUACACUUCUGUUAGCUCGGCGAGGAAACCAGACCCAGAUUAUUCAAAAGGUGAUCAGGGCUGCAGCACAGGAUUACAAGAUGCAAAGAGUAUUUGUCAUUGAUAUCCUUAACCGACUUGAGCACCAAACACGCUCCCUCACACGCUCCCUCACCAGGCAAAUCCUAUCGGUGAUUAGAACAUUUCACCUUGCAUCAGUGACAAAACUGCUACGAGAGAAAGGUGAUAAAAUUCAAAUUACCGAGAUGUUUCUAAAAGCUGCAGUAGAAAACCGGAAUAGUGGGAAAGGAAUUACAAAAUUCCUCCUCAGUCAACAGAAGAACCAAUUUCAGAUCACAGAAGAGUUACUCAGCGCUGCAGCACAAAACCAAAAAGAUGGGAAAGAUAUCAUUGCACUCCUACUACAUUAUCAGGGUGAUAAUAUCCAUGUUACAGAAGGAGUGCUCAAGGCUGCCGCAGAGAAUACUGGGAACGGGGUCGAAAUCAUAAAACUUCUGCUAGACCAACCGGGAGGCCAUACCCAGAUCACAAAGGACGUACUCAAAGCCGCAGCAGGGAACACUACAAAUGGGAUGGAAAUCAUCAAAUUUCUGCUUGACCAACAGGGGGAUCCCGUCCAGGUCACAGAGGACGUACUCAAGGUUGCAGCAGGAAACACUGGGAAUGGAACAGAAAUUAUUACGUUUCUGCUUGACCGAGAGCGGCAGGCCCAGAUUACAGAAGAGGUACUCAAGGCUGCAGCAGAAAACGAGUUAAUCGGACAAUCCAUCAUGGAGUUAUUACUCAGACGACAAGGAGACGUGACGAUAACAGAGAGGGUCAUUACAGCUGCCGCAGGAAAUAGACGGAACGGAAAGAAGGUUCUGGAAUUACUAUUUGAGAAGCAAGAAGAGCAGAUAAAGGUCACCAAGGAGGUGAUCAAAGCCGCAGCAGGAAAUGAGGGUAGCGGAAUUGACAUCCUUGCUUUUUUGUUUGACCAAAGUGAUGAUGACUUUCAGAUCGCGGAUGGUGUUUUGCUCUCGGCUGCUUCUUCUGGGAACGAAAAUGUCCUUGCUUUUCUAUCCAGCAAAAUGGGGCUCGCGAUUGAUCCUGGAAUGCUAUCCAUCGCUCGACUCUAUAAUGCUGCAAAAUUAGGCAAGACGGACAUUGUGGAGCAGCUACUCUUUCAAGGAACGCCACCAGAUACGCGAAACAUGCGAGGUGUUACACCUCUCUGGAUUGCUGCUUCAAAUGGACACCAGGAAGUUGUCAGAGUCCUUCUUCAGUCACAUCAAGUUGAUGUUAAUAUUCCAAGCAUAGCUGGAAGACCGCCAAUAUUUUGGGCAGCAGCUGAAGGUCAUACUGGAGUAGUUCGCCUACUAUUAGAGGCGGGCGCCAACCCUAGAGUGACUGAUACUAAGGGGGACUCCCCUUAUAUUAUGGCUCGGAAGCGUGGUCACUGGGACACCGCAGAGCUUCUGGAAGAGCAUUUAGAUGCUGAUGUUCCCCAAGUCUAA